Messenger RNA from Ilex paraguariensis (yerba mate), 303 nucleotides. The record is from the annotation of a GenBank genome assembly. Lineage: Eukaryota; Viridiplantae; Streptophyta; Magnoliopsida; Aquifoliales; Aquifoliaceae.
AUGUGUCGUAAAAAGAAAGGUGAGGGUGAUGUAGGAGGAGGGAGUAAGGGGAUGGGGAAGUCGACUGAGACUGAGAAUGGUAUGGUGAAUAAAGGGGAAGUGGCAAAAGAAGGGGAAGGUAGGGAGAAGUUUCAGGAGGUGCAGAGAAGGAGAUCAAGGAAAGAAUUUAGGCAAAAGACGAUUGUUACUAAUCGGGGGAUAAACAAUAUGUUUUCUGUUUUGAAUCCAGAAAAUGAGAAGGAGAAGGAUAUUGAGUUUGAGAGGGGUGAACCUUCUGUUGUGCCAAAUAAAGAAGGGGGUUAG